This is a messenger RNA of Manduca sexta (tobacco hornworm), 713 nucleotides long. RefSeq names its product 39S ribosomal protein L30, mitochondrial (gene mRpL30). NCBI's taxonomy places the organism in Eukaryota, Metazoa, Arthropoda, Insecta, Lepidoptera, Sphingidae. Gene Ontology annotation, cellular component: large ribosomal subunit; mitochondrion. The record is from RefSeq and is a predicted model, not a curated record. Gene Ontology annotation, biological process: translation. Bases 104 to 658 code for a protein of 184 amino acids. Gene Ontology annotation, molecular function: structural constituent of ribosome. The transcript has 3 exons.
UGGCAACACCGACAUUGUCAAAAGUCAAAUUGGUCUCUGGUCAAAUGAUAGGGUCCGCAAAUUAAUAGGUUAUAUUUUAUGAGACCAAAAUUAACAUCUAAAAAUGAAUAAAUCUUUACUUAAAACUUUUAGUCCUUUGACCGUAUUCUUCAGGUCGAAGGGUCUUAAACGUCCUGGAGGAAUUCGCUACGAAGGAGGCAUUCGUUACCCAGGAGGCAUUAUUUAUUAUCCAAGAUUUCCAGACCAUAAAGAUCCAGAAUACACACCAACCAAAUUGUUUAGAGUGGAAAGAAUUAAAUCUUCAAAACAUUAUCCCUAUUGGCAAAAGGCAAUAUUAGAUGAACUUAAAAUCCAUGAAGAUACCAGGGUAGCUAUUGUAAAAAACAUACCAGAGGUAAAUGCAAAACUUUGGAGGAUUAAACAUUUGAUCAAAAUAACACCCAUAGAAUUUCCUUAUGGAGAGCCAACUAAGGAUGACAUCAACUACACAGUUCUCAAGGAAAAUGGACAAUGCAUUGUAACCAAGAAGUUAGAGCCCCAACAGAGCCAAAUCCAAGCUCUGGAGGAGUUUGAUAAUGAUAAGAAAAAAAUGGACUCCACAACUAUAAAAAGAGAUUCAAGACACAAAUGGAACAAUGCAUUUAAUGGAGGAUUUUAAUUUUGUUGUAUAGUAGCUAUUAAUAGUAGAAUAAAUAUAUUAAAUAAGUGGUGAA